Hemisphaericaspora subhashii is the source of this 1875-nucleotide messenger RNA. It is a transcript of the gene MPP10, whose product is annotated as rRNA-processing protein. Lineage: Eukaryota; Fungi; Ascomycota; Pichiomycetes; Serinales; Debaryomycetaceae. Gene Ontology annotation, cellular component: Mpp10 complex; nucleus; sno(s)RNA-containing ribonucleoprotein complex. The record is from RefSeq and is a predicted model, not a curated record. Gene Ontology annotation, biological process: rRNA processing. The coding region runs from base 1 to 1875 and encodes 624 amino acids. The transcript has a single exon.
AUGACUCAAGAAGUAUUGGAAGCCUUACAGGAAAGACCUCAGGAUAUAUUCAAAUUAUUCCAAAAAGAUGCCGAAUCAGAAAACAUAUUCAAUAUACUAGCAAAAUCUUUUUUGGAUCCAAUUGCAAAAGAUUAUUCUGUACUUGAUGAGAUUUAUGUAGAUGGAUUAGACUCGUCGCAAGUCUUUGGACAAACAAAAAUGGUGUUGGAAGGGGUUGGACGAUCGUUACUUUCUGAAAAGAUCCCAACUUUGAAAGAAAAGUAUGGAGGUUUUGAAGAACAAGAUGAGGAAGAUGAAGAUGAGGUUGAAGAGGAACAAGAUGAGAUUGAUGAAGGCUUAAGUAGUGAAGAAGAUCAUAGCGAUGAGCUUGAAGAACGUGGCGAAGGCGAUGAUAGCGAAGCCUUUGAUGAAGAAGAACAAGAAGAAGUGUCGGAUUUGGAAGAUGACGAAGAUGAAGCCAGAACAUUACAUGAAAAUGAACAAGAAGAUGGGGAAACUGAAGUUGGAUCCGAUACUGAGAAUGAACACAAGAAAGAUGCAUUUGGAUUAAAUGAUGGAUUCUUUGACAUUGACGAAUUUAAUAAACAAAUUGUAGCUUUAGAAGACGAUCAACCUGAUGCUGAAGACGAAGAAGAAAUCGACUAUUUCGCAAAUUUAAGUGAUGAAGAUGAAGAUGAAGAAGAAGACAUGGAAUAUUAUGAUGAUUUCUAUGAUAAACCAGGUAAGUUCAAAACUAGCGAAGUUGCCAGCAAGAAAGCACAAGACCAAGAAUCGGAUGAAGAAGAUUUUGAUGAAGGUGAAUUCGGAGAAGAAGAAUACGAUAAAGCUGUUGGAUCAGCCAUGUUGGAUUUAUUUGCAGAUGAAGAUGAAGUCAAGCAAGACGAAAAACCAAUUGAAAAUAUGUCAUCAUUUGAAAAGCAACAAAGAGCUAUUCAAGCGGAAAUUUCUAAAUUGGAAGCUGAAUUGAUUGCUGAUAAAAAAUGGACUAUGAAGGGAGAGACAACGGCUAUUCAAAGACCUAAAGAUUCUUUAUUGGAAGAACAAGAGUUGGAUUUCGACCGUACUGCCAAACCAGUACCUAUAAUAACACAAGAAGUUACUGAGACUUUGGAAGAUUUGAUUCGUAAAAGAAUUAAGAAUGAUGAUUUUAAUGAUUUACCAAAACGUAUAAUAACAGAUAUUUCUAAAUUCCACAACAGACAAAGAGCUGAAGUUUCUGAACAAAAAUCAUCCAAAUCUUUAGCUGAACUUUAUGAAGAUGAAUUCAAUCAAGUCGAUGGCCAACAAGAAGAAAUAAAUGAAGAAAUCAAGAAACAACAUGAUGAAAUCACUGAAUUAUUCACAAAUAUCACUCAUAAAUUAGAUGCAUUAUGUUCUGCUCACUUCGUACCUAAACCACAUUCACUCAAGACUCUCGAGAUUAAAGUCACAGACGCAUCCGCUCCAUCUAUUAGUAUGGAAGAUGCACAACCAUUGCAUGUUUCAACUGAAACUACGUUGGCUCCUCAAGAAAUUUACAAAAUCGGUGAUGAUGCAGUUCGUGGUGAUGGUGUAAGAGGGAAAUCUCAAGUUCAAUUAAAGUCAGGUUUAUCUUAUUCUAAAGAUGAACUAAAUAGAGAAGAGAAACAAAGAUUGAGAAGAGCAAAUAAGAGGAAGAAGGCUAAGGAUUUCAGAGAUAGAGAAGAAUAUAAGCGUCAAAAACAAAUGCAAACUCCAGUUAACGAAAAUAAGAAACAAAGAACUAGUGAAGUCAUUGAUACUUUGUCUAAAGCAAAGAAUAUUACUGUUAUUGGCAAAAAGGGUGAAAGAACAGAUGUUAAGGGUAAAUUGGUGAAGUCUGUUUCUCAACAAAACUCCUCCAAUUUUAAAUUGUAA